CAGCUGUAACCGGUUACCGGGGACUCUCAUUACACACGGCAGCGCUGUAUGGUCAAACACUACAACAAUUAGCGCACAGCUUUCUCCGGACCGGCUUUAUGAUUAAGCUACAAUCUUCAAUGAGUAAGCAUAUUCCACAGUUCUGUGGUGUUUUGGGUCACACAUUUAUGGAGUUUCUGAAGGGCAGUGGGGACUACUGCCAGGCUCAGCACGGCAUUUAUUCAGAGAAGUGAACGGUGAGCCUCACUACCUCAUCAGAAGAGAGACUUGUGUUACAGUUUUAGCGUUGGCGGGAACAGGCUUGGAGAGUGGGCAUCCACAGCAGUCAGCGGGUCUGGAUGGGGUAAAAAAAUCUCAAAGUGCACUGCCCUUGACGAACCUGCGUCUUCACUCUCACCAGAAGACCAGCCUUGUUUUCUAGAAUUUUUUUUUUUCUUUCAUUGUUCUCACUCUUAAUCCAACCCACCUCGGAUCACAGCUCUUUUCUCCUGAUUGUAUCCGCCAAUUUUUGUUACAGGAGAGCGUUAAUCCCAUUCGUUUUUAAAGAUUUAAAAGCCAAUUUGAAUAGUCAAAAAUGGCUCGAAUGAAUCGACCUGCCCCAGUGGAGAUCACUUACAAAAACAUGCGAUUUCUCAUUACCCACAACCCCACUAAUGCCACCCUUCACAAAUUCAUUGAGGAACUGAAGAAGUAUGGGGUGACCACAGUUGUUAGAGUGUGUGAAGCCACGUAUGAUUCAAACCUGGUUGUUAAAGAGGGGAUUCAGGUUUUGGAUUGGCCCUUUGAUGAUGGAGCUCCUCCUUCUAACCAGAUUGUUGAUGAUUGGCUUAAUCUGCUUAGGGUUAAGUUUAGGGAGGAGCCAGGCUGCUGCAUUGCUGUACAUUGUGUAGCAGGCCUUGGAAGAGCCCCAGUGCUAGUUGCCCUAGCCCUGAUUGAGUGUGGGAUGAAAUACGAGGAUGCUGUGCAGUUCAUACGACAAAAGCGCCGUGGAGCAUUUAACAGCAAGCAGCUCUUCUAUCUGGAGAAAUAUCGUCCCAAAAUGCGACUUCGCUUCAAGGAUUCCAACAGCCACCGCAACAACUGCUGCAUUCAGUAAAAGCUAGUUGAUCAGCCUUUCUAAAAUGUGUAAUCUAAAUCUGUAUCUAACAUGAGUAGUUUGUUCUCUUAAUUGGAAACUGUGAGAAUGUUACAAAAAUUAAGAGUGUCCUCCCCACCCUUUUGUUUUACAUUGUUCCUGUGGAAAACCUCUGUCAGCAAGUUAAAGUGCUUGUUUGCUUGUUUUUAAAGGGCAGUUGAACAUGAGCUAGGUGUUUGCAAUUAUGUUUUCAAUGGUUGGUGAUCAUGGUCCAUUCCACCUCUGCCAAACACAUAGUACGCUUUUGUCUAAAUGGUUUAACAAAAAACAAAAGUUUAAUGCAUUUGUUAUUGAUGAAUUUUAGUCUAUCUGUUAUGUCUGCCUCUAAGAAAAUCUAAAAUGCCUUAUUACAGCAGAAAUACAGCAUCUAGUGGAGGGGUUCUCAAUGGCAUUUGGAGAGGUUUCUAAAUGAGUGUGUUUACAUGCACAGCAGUACAAUGAUAACCAUUAAAAAUCAGCAUAUUCAAGAAAACCGACAACGUAAGAAACCCACAUUUACGUGAGAUUUGAAAUCAUCUGAUUAUUCCCUGCUUUUGACCUCAAAAUGUAAACAGACAUGCUCACAACACUUGUGCACAUUGGAUAAGCUGGUAGGAAUACUUCUAAAGGUGUUUACAUGCAACACAAAAUCGGGGUAAUGAUCAAAAAUCUAUGUGAUCUGAUUGUUUUUUGCUUAAAUGAUUUCUUCCCAUUUCACUUUGCAUGUACACACAUUUACUAGGGUUCUUGCCAGCUUAACCAAUGUGCGCAAGUGUAGUGCUCGAGCAUGUUUACGUUUUGACAUUAAAAGCAGAGAAUAAGGUCAGAAACAUACUUUACACAAGUACACUUACACAGAUGUGAGCGCUUUGGCCAAUGAAUUGCCAAUGCGCGGUCCGGUUGAACAUACAUAAUGUGCAUUCUUGCGUUACUGUGGCAGUUAAAAAUCUCCGUACUCAAGAGGACGACAACCUUUUAAAGUCUGUGCCAAUAAACUAAAUGUGAAAUAAUUAUUUUAACUUACAUGCUUAGCUAUAUGUUAUCUUCAAACUGUUGCUUUGCCUUGAGAGUAGCUGGCUUAAAAGAGAACUUGCCAUUGAAGCAAUCAGUUCGCACUAAUGUUUGUUAUACCGGCCCUUGCGGCAACAUUGAGAAUGCCACGCGUAAUUACUACACAGGAAAUCGAGCUUGCGUAGCUUGAUGCGCCUGCGUUCAUUGCGUAGAUUAUAUUUUGGGCUCAAAUCGAUGAUUUCAGAUCUCAUGCAAAUGCGGUAUUCUUGUGCUGUCUGAUUUUUUUGAAUAUGCUGAUUUUUGAAUGUUGUCAGCCUGUUGGUGUGCAUGUAAAAACAUUUGAUGUCCUUUAUGGGAAGAGAGGGAAAAAGAGGAAAACAAAAUCUCUUCAUAUAAAUGUAUUGAAGGUUGGAGUAAUAGUUUUUGUUGUUUAUCCAAACUUUGUUUACCUAUUACUGCCAUGUCAAUAGUGUGAUGUUUGUGUUUUGGCUUAAAACAGGAAUUCAAUGUUUAAAGGCAUUUUUAGGCCUUUUUAUUUGAUGUGCAUAACUUAAUAUUUCAAUACUUGAUUUAUGUACAGUAUUUGAAAAUGUGUACUGUUAAAUCACCUAUUUAUAUCAAUGGAUAUGUGUUUUAGUUUAGUGAGAGAUAAGUUGCAACAAGUCUGCCAAUUUAAGAGUAAAAUAAAGGAAGAUACACUGAAGGAA
Myxocyprinus asiaticus (Chinese sucker) is the source of this 2832-nucleotide messenger RNA. RefSeq names its product protein tyrosine phosphatase 4A1 (gene ptp4a1). Bases 575 to 1096 code for a protein of 173 amino acids. NCBI's taxonomy places the organism in Eukaryota, Metazoa, Chordata, Actinopteri, Cypriniformes, Catostomidae. Gene Ontology annotation, molecular function: protein tyrosine phosphatase activity. The transcript has 6 exons. The record is from RefSeq and is a predicted model, not a curated record. Gene Ontology annotation, cellular component: nucleus. Gene Ontology annotation, biological process: protein dephosphorylation.